AGCAGGUAAUUGUUGCUGGCAGAUCAAUUUUCUAGUAUAAAUACGUCCACUAUUCAUUGAAAAGUUACAUUUUCAUUUGUUCUUUAUUUCUGACCUUUUUGGAUUUAUAUGUUCCUUUUUUUAUGAAGAUAUCUAUUUUAAGUAGUGAUUCAUAAAUUGAAAUCAUUCUGGCCAGAUCAUCUUAUCAAGAUGAAAAAUGCUCUAGAAAACGUUCCUCUUCAAAUAAUGCCAACCUACAAACUGACCUACUUUGAUGGCCGUGGACUCGCCGAGCCGGCGCGAAUGCUCUUCCAUCUUGGUGGAGUUCCAUUUGAAGAUUCAAGAAUUCCAGUUGACAUGAAAACGGGAUUGAUAAUGAACCCGGAGCUUGCGGAUGUUAAGAAAAAAGCCCCAUUCGGAAAGUAUCCAGUUUUAAAAAUCGAUGAUAUAGAAAUUGCUCAGUCAGCUGCUAUCAAUCGUUACCUUGCGAGACAAUUCGGAUUUGCUGGAAAAAAUCCCAUAGAGGAAGCUCAAGCGGAUUCCUAUAUCGAUCAAUGCCAAGAGUAUAACACUUCAUUCCGCGCAUGCAUGUAUGCAACUCUUCAAGGAAAACCCGAAGAAGAAGUUCAAAAAAUUCGCGAAGAAGUCUACAUACCUGCUCAAAACAAGUUUUAUGAAAUAUUCAGUGACAUUUUGAACCGUAACAAGUCUGGAUUUCUUGUUGGUGACAGCCUUACUUGGGCUGAUCUUGUCAUUGCGGAUCAUUUGUACAGCUUGGAUACUAUGGGAAUGCUGACGCAUGAAGAUGCAUGGAGAUGUGAGACAUUGAAGAAAUUUCAAGAGAAGAUAUAUGAGCAUCCAUUGUUGAAAGGAUACAUUGCGUCAAGGCCAAAAGGAGCUUUUUGAUAAUUUUAAAUUUCUGUAAAGAUACACAAAGUUUCAAUUUUUUUUAAAUAAAAAUCAAAUUAAUAAGCUUUAAAA
Molecule: messenger RNA, 960 nt
Organism: Caenorhabditis elegans
Lineage: Eukaryota; Metazoa; Nematoda; Chromadorea; Rhabditida; Rhabditidae
Gene: gst-21
Product: glutathione transferase
Exons: 3
Coding region: 190-885 (231 amino acids)
Cellular component (GO): cytoplasm
Molecular function (GO): glutathione transferase activity
Source: RefSeq, marked reviewed